Babesia ovata is the source of this 312-nucleotide messenger RNA. RefSeq names its product FAD-linked oxidase, putative. The record is from RefSeq and is a predicted model, not a curated record. NCBI's taxonomy places the organism in Eukaryota, Apicomplexa, Aconoidasida, Piroplasmida, Babesiidae. The coding region runs from base 1 to 312 and encodes 103 amino acids. The transcript has a single exon.
AUGCCAUUCAUAUUUGCAUCUCUCUUUCAAAGUGUCCAAGUCCUCACUCACCCUCUCCAGUAUGGUCAGGCAGACCUUGGCGCAGUUGCGGCCCUCGGUGGAAAGCACUUUAUCGGUGGUUGGAGCGGCGCCGGGUUUCUGUUCAGUCAAAGCACCAAACGUUCUACCACUGUACCUGUUCACGUACGCGUAGGAGAGUUGCUCGGUGAAAUCGGACAUGCCAGACCUGAGGGCGUCGAGGAGCAGGGGGUUGUGGAAGCCGUGGAAGUUGGAGGGGGAGAGGGAGUGGACUUGGGAUUGGAGAUGUUGUAA